AUGCAUUUCUCAGUCUUACAAGAUCAAUCCUAUGACAAGCGACGCGGCGCGCCCAAUGAUCUAUUCCCGCCUGCGUCUUAUCCAACCUAUUCGUCUUCAUCUCCUCUUCCAGCUCUCGCCUCACCUACUCCAUACGAUCCAAGAGACCACCCUGCCCAAGCACAGACGCCUUGGGCGAUUCCAAUCCCUACCAUGCAUUAUUCGCAUACACAGCCAGCUCCACGCCCAUCAAUUGAUAGUCCUCUGAGCCCAAAUGACAAUGGUAGCAUCCCGCGCCUAAGCGUGGAUCACGCAACGAAUGGAAUUGUCAAUAUUUGGACGGGAGAACGUGGUAGACGGCAGGACUAUACCGACAUGGGUGGCUCGCCCUUUGAUGUUCAUUUCACGCACAACGAAAUCGUUUUACACGUCCGCAAGCACGAGUAUCCGCUCAAGAUUAAACUGUGUACGGGCUCUCAUAACAUCAAGAUUUACCUCCCCCGUACCUUUAACGGAAUUCUCACGCACGAAGUCUCUUCAACCCCUACGAAUCCGUCAUCCAACGGUCCACAUUACCCCAAGCCACACUUUUCGCAAUCAAUCAAAGCGCACACCAAUGCGCUCUCGAAUCCAGACGCGAAACGCGGUAAGAGCUUUGUGGGGGAUUGGCAAAACCAUGUUGGUGUCUCCGAGUCGAGUGGGGAUCGGUGCGACGUGUCUACAAAGACGGGGACGAUUUGGUUUGGAUACGAGGAUGAGACAGAAGGGGAAAAGGGACGUAGAGGUAGCUGGCUCAAGUCUUUGCGACCUUCGAAUGAUUGA
This is a messenger RNA of Serendipita indica DSM 11827, 801 nucleotides long. Lineage: Eukaryota; Fungi; Basidiomycota; Agaricomycetes; Sebacinales; Serendipitaceae. The record is from the annotation of a GenBank genome assembly.